Anthostomella pinea is the source of this 1602-nucleotide messenger RNA. The record is from the annotation of a GenBank genome assembly. NCBI's taxonomy places the organism in Eukaryota, Fungi, Ascomycota, Sordariomycetes, Xylariales, Xylariaceae.
AUGUCGCUCUUCAAACUCGGGUCCGGCUCCUCAGUGACCGGAGACGAUCUGAAACCACUGCUAUCAAAAGCCGGCCUGGAGCUCUCCGCACCGCUGCUCGACGACUUCAGCAAGCUGGUGUCGAGCCUGGAAGAUGCCAUCGCCUCUCUGCCGGACGCCAAGUCGGUGCUGCCCCGGCCGGAUCUGGAGAAGUACCCGCGGACUGACAUCCAUAUCCCCGAGGACAAUGAGAUGGGAGCUUGGGCGACCAAGGUGACGGCGAAAUGCACAAGCCCUACUAGCGACCUCCUGAAAGGCAAGACCGUGGCGCUGAAGGACAACAUGGCUUUUGCAGGUGUGCGCUGCACCAACGGGAGCACCAUGGUCGAUUGGGUGCCUGAGAUCGAUGCUACGAUCGCGACUUGGAUAAUGGACGCCGGAGCCACGAUUGUCGGCAAGGCCGCUUGCGAAAACUCGUGCAUGGAGGGCAUGUCCGCCACGGCAGUCACCGGACAGGUCCACAACCCAUAUGCCAAGGGCUACAGCGCUGGAGGCUCCAGCAGCGGUUCGGGGCGCCUCGUGGCAACUGGAUCCGUCGACUUCGCCAUCGGCUGUGAUCAGGGCGGCAGCAUCCGCAUUCCGGCGUCUUCGUGUGGUAUCGUCGGACUCAAGCCGACUUGGGGAUUGGUGCCGUACACUGGUAUCCUGAGUCUCGAUGCUACGAUUGACCAUGCCGGGCCCAUGGCGAAGACUGUGAGGGACUGUGCUCUGCUCCUUGAAGUCAUCGCAGGGCCCGACGGCUGGGAUGACCGACAACCGCCGUUUGGUCUCGAGGGAGAUAGGCUCAAGUUCGUGGCGCCUGUAGAUGCCAUAACGGCCAAAGAGUCCUCGAAAAUGCUGGAGGGAGUAAAGAUCGGGGUGCUGAUGGAGGGCUUUGAUGUCCCGGGACAGGGCCCGAACGUCGUAGCAUCCGUCCGCUCUGCGAUCGACAAAUUCCGUGCUCUCGGGGCAACGGUCACCUCAGUAUCAGUUCCUCUCCACAAGGAAGCGCCGAUUCCGUGGAUGUGCGCCAUCCCGCUUUCCGGUGCGCGGGAGGCUCUACUUGGCGACGUACACGGGAGGAAACAGCUUCACCUGACCGAUCGGGCAGAAUUGGUCGGGACCAAACUCACCCAGGCCCAAUUCGACGCUCUCGGUCCCGGUGCAGCGAACAUGUACAUGGGCUAUCUUUACGUCCAGGAGGUGUACGGGCCGAAACUUCACGGCAGAUGCAUGAAUUUUCUCAAAACGCUCAGCGACGCAUACGAUAAUGCCUUGAAAGAGGUCGAUGUACUCGUCAUGCCAACACUACCGCACUCACCAGCUCAACUGCCGGAGAAGGGGUACGAUGAUAGCCCGGUGAAGUUCUUGGGCAGGACUACGGGAAUGCUGGCGAACACUUGCGCUUUCAAUAACUCCGGACACCCUGCUCUCUCUUUGCCAGUCGGGUUCGUACCUGCAAGGGAAGACCCCGACGUGAAGUUGCCUGUUGGGCUACAGAUUGUGGGCAAAAAAUACGCAGACGUCGACUGCUUGAAGGUUGCAGCAGCGUGGGAGAACGCGCAUGACUGGAAGACACUGUGA